UAGGUGUACAUUGCUGAUGCUCUCUCUCUCUCUCUUUCUCUCUAUCCACCCCCUACAGCUCCUUUGCGGUAACCCCAAGUACCACUUUUCACUUUUGCAUACAUAAACCUCUAUCUCUCUCUCUCCCUCCCUCACUAGUCACUAAUCACUGCCCAGUUUCACUUUUGCGUAGACAUUAGACAAAGUGUUCUCUUUCUCUCUCUAAAAGUUUGCCCUUUCUGUUUUUAUUUUCUUCUUUUUCUUUUUCUUUUUUCUCUUGGUAUAUAUAUAUAUGAUAUUUUGUUCAGUAUUACAGUAUGCAUUAUUGAGUGGGUUGGUCUUCUUGCUCUGGUAGCGGCUGUCUUUACACCCUUGCUUAUUCUCCCUCUCUCUCUGUCUCUUUCUCUCUACUCCUCAAAUAACACCCUAAAUUACUAAAAAAAAAAAAAAAGAAGAAGUUUUUUUUUCCUAGUACUUUUCUUCCCAAGAGGAGAAAUUUUAAAGUUAUUUUCAGAUAUCUUGUCUUAAUAAAGUCUUUUUCAUUGAGAUAUUUUGGUUUUAUUAUGUUUGUUUUUAUUAUGUCCUAGCUACCAGAUUUACUUGUUCAUUUAUUAUCAUUACUAUACUCAUUUUAUUAUAUAUUUCCAUCUCAGUUUCUUCCUUCUUCAUAAGUUGAUUUGCUGCUAGCUCCAGUUUAAUGUUGCUUUCAAACCCUAUCUCUUUUAUUUUCUGUUUAAUCUAUCACUAGUUAAUAACUGCUGGAUUAAGUUUGUUUAAUAUCAAGAUUCAGCUUUUCAUUGCUUCUCUGUUAUUGGGUUGUUUGGAGAUGGUGUUUUCUUGAGUUGGGAUUCAAUUGAUUGCAAAUUUUGGAAAAAAAAAAAAAAGAUUGGGGCUUUGUUGUUACAUUACCAAGUAUGAACAUUAGUUGUAAGCUAGGUAGUUGUUCAAGAAGGAGAUUGGGAUUGGGGUUGUAUGGGGUGGUUUUGUUUCUUGUAGGUUUUGGUUCAUUGAUUUGUGAGGUGAGUGGGAUAGGUGCCAACUGGGGCACACAGUCGUCGCACCGUCUUCCUCCCGAGAUAGUGGUGAGGAUGAUGAGGGAGAAUGGGAUCCAAAAGGUUAAGCUUUUUGAUGCAGAUUAUGACACCUUGAGGGCUCUGAGCAAGUCUGGCAUUGAGGUCAUGGUUGGCAUUCCGAAUGACAUGCUCUCGACCAUGGCUAGCUCAAAGGCUGCUCAGAAAUGGGUUUCUGAAAACGUCACCACCCAUCUCAAGAACAAUGUCAACAUCAGGUAUGUUGCAGUUGGGAAUGAACCUUACUUGAAAACAUACAAUGGAACGUAUCUAAGAACUACUUUCCCGGCUCUCCAAAGUGUUCAAUCUGCGCUCAUAAAAGCCGGGCUUGGCAAUCAAGUGAAGGUUACUGUCCCUCUCAAUGCUGAUGUUUAUGACACUUCUAGUGGGUUACCAUCUGGCGGUGAUUUUAAAGCCGAUGUCCAUGAAUAUGUUCUUCAAAUGGUCAAGUUCUUGAGUGAUAACGGCUGCCCAUUUACUGUUAACAUCUAUCCGUUUAUAAGCCUUUAUAACGAUCCCAGCUUCCCAGUUGAUUAUGCAUUUUUUGAUGGGGAUGCAACACCUUUAAACGAUGGGGGGACAUCCUAUAACAACAUGUUUGAUGCAAACCAUGAUACGCUCGUGUGGGCUUUACAAAAGAAUGGGUUCGGGAACUUGCCUAUUAUAGUCGGAGAAAUUGGUUGGCCAACUGAUGGGGACCGAAAUGCGAAUGUGCAAUACGCGGAGAAGUUCAACCAAGGAUUCAUGGCUCACAUAGCCGGUGGGAAAGGCACCCCAAUGAGGCCUGGACCUAUAAAUGCCUAUCUCUUCAGUUUGAUCGAUGAGGAUGCCAAGAGCAUUGCUCCCGGGAAUUUCGAACGCCAUUGGGGAAUUUUUUACUACGAUGGACAACCCAAAUAUUCGCUCAAUCUUGGCACCAUAAGCACGGGAUCUUUACUUCCUGCAAGAGGAGUACAGUACCUGGAGAAAAAAUGGUGCGUGUUUAAACCAAAUGCGAGGCUUGAUGAUGGUGAGGUUGCCUCGAGUGUGAGUUAUGCGUGUAGUCUUGCAGACUGCACAAGCCUCGGGUUUCAGACGUCCUGUGGGGGUAUGGAUGCACGGGCAAAUAUCUCCUAUGCUUUCAACAGCUUUUACCAGAUAAACAAUCAGGAAGACGAGGCCUGCAAGUUCUCGGGACUUGGAGCAGUAACAAGGUCAGAUCCUUCUACCGGAACUUGCAGGUAUCAGGUCAUGAUCCAGCCAUACUAUGGAGGCGCUGAACGGAGGACAUUAGGCUGUGCCCUGAAGACACGGGGUUUAGUCUUGGGGUUAUUAAUUCUCUCCCUGUGGACGAUUUUGUGAGCUCUAGUUAUCCGUCUAGCGAUCUAAUUCACUUUUUAGUGCUAGUUCUUGAUGCUGCCAUGUCACAUCAUCCGAUUUUUGCAACCUGGAAGAUCCAAUUGCAGGAGGAAUCGAGAUCCUUCCUUCCUUAACCUUAACUGCGGGAUUGAUGCCCAAAAAAACCUGUUUUUUUUUCGUUGAUUUGCUAAUUCUGGUGAACUGAUGAUGAUGGAUUUGAGACAUUUCGGUUUCUGAAACUGCUGCUAAGGGCAGUGUAAUGUGAGACUGUUUAUCUAUGUUGUUUUCUAUACUUUCCUUGAUUUAUCAGUUAAAUGCUACUCUGAAUGUCUCAUUGUUGAGUCACAA
Messenger RNA from Ipomoea triloba (trilobed morning glory), 2735 nucleotides. Its product is annotated as glucan endo-1,3-beta-glucosidase 6-like. Bases 894 to 2390 code for a protein of 498 amino acids. Gene Ontology annotation, biological process: carbohydrate metabolic process. NCBI's taxonomy places the organism in Eukaryota, Viridiplantae, Streptophyta, Magnoliopsida, Solanales, Convolvulaceae. Gene Ontology annotation, molecular function: hydrolase activity, hydrolyzing O-glycosyl compounds. Gene Ontology annotation, cellular component: plasma membrane. The record is from RefSeq and is a predicted model, not a curated record. The transcript is spliced from 2 exons.